GGAAUUUCUCCUUCCCGUGCUUGAUGAGGAUGAUGAUGGUGGCCAACAGUAACGAGGAUUAUCGAGAUAACGAAGCCCGGGAUGAAGAUGAAGCUCAGGAUGAAGGUGAGGAUGAUGAAGACGAAGGUGAGGAUGAUGAAGAUGAAGGUCUCAGCCGAUGGUGAGGCCGAAGCCGCAGUGGAAUUUCUCCUUCCCGUGGCUGAUGAGGAUGAUGAUGGUCGGGGUAACGACGGCCAUAAUGAAGAUAACGAAGGCCAGGAUGAAGAUGAAGCUCAGGACAAUGAUGAGGAUGAUGAAGAUGAAGAUGAGGAUGAGGAAGAUGAAGCUCUCAGCCGAUGGUGAGGCCGAAGCCGCAGUGGAAUUUCUCCUUGCGGUGGUUGAUGAGGAUGAUGAUGGUCAGGAUAUCCAUGACAAUAACGAAGCCCAGGAUGAAGAUGAAGCUCAGUACGAUGAUGAGGAUGAUGAAGAUGAAGAUGAGGAUGAUGAAGAUGAGGCUCAGCCGAUGGUGAGGCCGAAGGCGCAGUGGAAUUUCUCCUUCCUGUGCCUGAUGAGGAUGAUGAUGGUGGCCAACAAUAACGAGGAUUAUCGAGAUAACGAAGCCCAGGAUGAAGACGAAGCUCAGUACAAUGAUGAGGAUGGUCAGGAUGAUGAAGCUGAAGAUGAGGAUGAGGAUGAUGAAGGUCUCAGCCGAUGGUGAGGCCGAAGCCGCAGUGGAAUUUCUCCUUGCGGUGGUUGAUGAAGGCUCCCAGCGCC
Messenger RNA from Zonotrichia albicollis (white-throated sparrow), 753 nucleotides. Lineage: Eukaryota; Metazoa; Chordata; Aves; Passeriformes; Passerellidae. The record is from RefSeq and is a predicted model, not a curated record.